ACGUGAUCUGCCGAAGCCUUACCUGCAAUUUGCUUUUGCUAGACAUCCCCUUGUUCCUUCUGAUCAAUCCCACACAUCCCUUCACUCCAAUCACUGUGCAAAUAGUUAAUUAAUUCAAUUAAAAUGAUUAAAAUUUAAUGAGCAUAAAAACCUCUAUCUUGUUUCCUUUUGAUUUUUGAUUUUUAUAAAAUGUUAUCUUCGCAGGGUCUGCAUCUGUAAGUGUGUCGACCUGGGCACUUGGCCCUUGCGUGUUUGGUUCUUAGUGGGAUACUGAUCUUGAUUAUUUUUUUUUUCCCCGGUGGGAGAAGAUAUGGUGAAAUCGAUGAAUAUGAACAGGGCAGAGCCAAAAUCCAACAACAUACCCACUUGGAAUUCGAGGGGGUCACCUAAAAUGCAUAGAAACCAAACCCCAGCAUUCACAGAUCUCUAGGAUCUCAGAAUUUCAGGCUUGGUUGCGUGCUUGUUUCUCGAGAAAAUUAUCUUCCUUUUCUCGUUUGUCCCAGUCUGAACGGUGCCCAUUCGGCCCCAUUUGAUUCUCUCCAGCUGGGAAUUUUGGAAGGGAGUGGUUUCAACAUGUGGGUCAUCGGUUUGGUGAAGUUAUUUUCACUUUUCUGAAGUGAAAACCGAAAAGGGUUGCUACUGGUUGAAGUUACGGAAGUUUCGCUUUGUAGUGUUUGAAAUUUAUGAGCCUUUUUCUUCUUUUGGUUGAAGUUUUUUUUUUGGGUGGGGCGGUAUUGAGAUAAUUUCAUUCGAGGCAGGGUUGUGGUCUUGUUGGAUAUGGUGAUUUUGAUAAGCGGGUACUGGCUGGCGAAUGACUGUGAGUUGGUGAACUGAAAAUAGAGUAUGGGAAGGCCUGGUUUCAUGUUGUGGAUAUUAGGAUUGCUGAUUUUGAUAUUGAUGGAGAGUUCUUCUGCAACUCUUUCUCCUUCCGGUAUAAACUAUGAAGUUGUAGCUUUGAUGGCGAUUAAAAAUGAUCUUGAUGAUCCAUAUAAUGUUCUGGAGAACUGGGAUAGUAAUUCCGUAGAUCCUUGCAGCUGGAGGAUGGUUACUUGCACCGUGGAUGGCUAUGUGUCUGCCCUUGGACUGCCUAGUCAGAGCUUGUCUGGUACAUUAUCUCCGAAAAUAGGAGACCUCAGUCACCUGCAAUCUGUGUUGCUGCAGAAUAAUGCCAUUUCUGGUCCUAUUCCUGCUGAAACUGGGAAGUUAGAGAAGCUUCAGACACUUGAUCUAUCCAACAAUAAGUUCAAUGGUGGCAUUCCCAGUUCUUUGGGGGACCUCAAGAACCUGAAUUAUUUGCGACUAAGCAACAACAGUCUUUCUGGGCCAUGUCCUGAUUCUCUGUCCAAGGUUGAAGGUCUCAGUCUCGUUGACCUUUCUUUUAACAAUCUGAGUGGUUCUGUGCCAAAAAUAUCAGCAAGAACUUUCAAAAUUAUGGGUAAUCCUUUAAUCUGUGGAUCAAAUGCCAAGAACAACUGCUCAGCCAUCUCUCUGGACCCACUUUCAUUCCCACCAGAUGCCCUGAGAGGUCAAUCAGAAACUGGAACAAAAAGUCACCGUGUGGCUAUCGCUUUCGGUGCAAGCUUUGGAGCUGCAUUUAUUCUUGUAAUUGUUAUUGGGUUUUUUAUUUGGAGGCGAUAUGGACCCAAGCAGCAGGUUUUCUUUGAUGUUAAUGAUCAAUAUGACCCUGAGGUGUGCUUGGGUCACUUGAAAAGAUAUACUUUUAAGGAGCUCCGGGCUGCAACUGACCAUUUCAACUCAAAAAAUAUUUUGGGGAGGGGUGGAUUUGGAAUUGUAUAUAAGGGAUGCUUGAAUGAUAGUACUCUCGUAGCAGUCAAACGGUUGAAGGACUAUAAUGCAGUUGGUGGUGAAAUCCAAUUUCAGACAGAAGUUGAGAUGAUAAGUUUGGCCGUCCAUCGGAAUCUUCUUAGGCUAUGUGGAUUCUGCACAACUGAGAGUGAACGUCUCCUUGUUUACCCCUUUAUGCCAAAUGGGAGUGUAGCAUCUCGAUUAAGGGAUCAUAUUCAUGGUAAGCCAGCAUUAGAUUGGUCACGACGAAAGAGGAUAGCUUUAGGUACAGCUAGGGGAUUAGUUUAUUUACAUGAGCAGUGUGAUCCAAAAAUUAUACACCGUGAUGUCAAAGCAGCCAACAUACUGCUGGAUGAAGACUUUGAAGCAGUUGUUGGAGAUUUUGGAUUGGCAAAGCUCUUGGAUCACCGAGAUUCUCAUGUGACCACUGCUGUGCGUGGAACUGUUGGCCACAUUGCUCCUGAGUACUUGUCAACAGGUCAGUCAUCAGAGAAAACAGAUGUGUUUGGGUUUGGAAUUUUGCUCCUUGAGCUAAUCACAGGCCAGAAGGCUUUGGAUUUUGGUCGAGCAGCAAACCAGAAAGGUGUAAUGCUUGAUUGGGUAAAGAAGCUUCAUCAAGAUGGAAAGCUGAACCUUAUGGUAGAUAAGGAUUUGAAGGGCAUUUUUGACAGAGUCGAGUUAGAAGAAAUGGUUCAGGUUGCCCUUUUGUGUACUCAAUUUAAUCCUUCUUACAGACCAAAAAUGUCCGAAGUACUAAGGAUGUUGGAAGGUGAUGGGUUAGCUGAGAAAUGGGAGGCCUCACAGAAGGUCGAGACACCAAGAUUCCGAUCAUGUGAAAAUUCCACAACACAUAGAUACUCAGAUUUCAUAGAAGAAUCCUCACUCGUCAUCGAGGCGAUGGAGCUUUCUGGCCCAAGGUGACAACAAUUUCUUCCUUUUUUUUUUUUUUUUUCUUUUUUGAUCCCCCUCUACACGUUCCCUUUUUAAGUGAGAGAGAUGUGAUUCAUGUCGAUAGCUAGCUGUCAAAUGCAUGUAUUCACCUGUAAAAAUGGAAAGGAAAGUUAUCUAUAAGCGUCUGGUUGUUCCUUGGAAAGUUGAUUGGGUUGAUCCAGCUUCUGUCAAAA
Messenger RNA from Malania oleifera, 2930 nucleotides. Its product is annotated as protein NSP-INTERACTING KINASE 3. The coding region runs from base 844 to 2727 and encodes 627 amino acids. The record is from RefSeq and is a predicted model, not a curated record. Gene Ontology annotation, biological process: protein phosphorylation. Lineage: Eukaryota; Viridiplantae; Streptophyta; Magnoliopsida; Santalales; Ximeniaceae. Gene Ontology annotation, molecular function: ATP binding; protein kinase activity; protein binding. The transcript has 11 exons.